AAUAUCCUUGAUUCAAGUUUAUUAUUACGCAUCUGCAAUUUAGCGACAAGCCAUUUGUCACCUGCCAAGCGUCUGUUUCUUUUGCAGUCUUGGGAGCUCCGAGCUCUCCACUCUUUCUGUCUCUCCUCUCACGGUCUUUCGUCCUGAAGGUAUUCCGGGAAAGGAUACAAGAAAAGAUCCAAGGCAAGAAAAAUCAGCCACUUGAAGAAGGAUCUCAAAUAUGUCUGCGCUCUUCAAUUUCCAUUCAUUUCUGUCGGUAGUGCUGCUAGUAAUCUGCACCUGCACUUACGUGAAGAUGCAGUUCCCAGCUAUCCUCGAACAGAAAACUGGGUUUCGAGGUUUCUUCUGGAAGGCAGCUAGAAUAGGUGAGCGUCUGAGUCCUUGGGUAGCUGUGGGCUGCUUCGCGAUGGGUGUGUCAAUAAUAUUUUCCUGAACAUUGAGGGUCCUGGUUGUAUACUUGAGUAGAAGCAGCUACCUUACCCAUUUCGCUCUGAUGCGUCCAGUGUUUUGAUGUAAAAUGCUAAUAUUUGAGUACUCGUUACAAAUGCUCUUGGCAAAUAUUUGCUUAAUAAUGAUUCAUGCUCUCGCAAAUCCAAAAAGAA
This is a messenger RNA of Nelumbo nucifera (sacred lotus), 602 nucleotides long. RefSeq lists its product as uncharacterized. The record is from RefSeq and is a predicted model, not a curated record. Lineage: Eukaryota; Viridiplantae; Streptophyta; Magnoliopsida; Proteales; Nelumbonaceae.